Molecule: messenger RNA, 864 nt
Organism: Drosophila navojoa
Lineage: Eukaryota; Metazoa; Arthropoda; Insecta; Diptera; Drosophilidae
Source: RefSeq, a predicted model, not a curated record
UUUCACGCACUUUGAUUUUCAUACAAAUUUUGUAUAAUUAGCUGCGGCAAUCGAAAUUGGCUGCCCUUCGGGUUUUCGGCCACAGAGCGGGAGGCCCUCAAAGACGUUGGCUGGAGCCAAGCAGCGGCUCAGCUGGCAAUUAUAAUGCCCGCACUUAUAAUGGGCAACGUGCUGGACGCUGGGCGCAUUUUAAGUAGCCACGGCAGCAGCUCCAUGAGUGCGCCGGCCAGGCGCGUAUAAAUAUGCGCUGCAUGGCCCCAGUUUGACAUCAGUUAGCUUUUCGCUUUCAAGCCAUCAAAUCACACCCAACCAAACACAAAUCAAUUCAACAUGUUCAAAUACGCCGUCGUCAUCUGCGCUCUGAUCGCCUGCGCUGCCGCCAAGCCGGGUCUCUUGCACGCUGCACCCCUGCUGGCUCCCGCGCCCGUUCUGGCUGCACCUGCUCCAGUGGUCACGGCUGCCAGCAGCCAAGUGGUGGCCCGGACCUUCAAUGGCAUCGCAGCUGCUCCCGUGAUUGCAGCUCCAGUUCCAGUCGCGCCAGUUGCUCCAGUUGUUCGCGCCGUGGCACCAGUUGCUGCUCCACUGGCUGCUCCAGUUUUCCGACCAGUCGCUGCCCCAUUGGCCACUCCGUUCGCCGCUCCAUUGGCUGCUCCACUUGCGGCGCCCUAUGCGGCACCUGUGUUUGCCAAGUACACAGCUCCAUUGGCUUAUGGAGCAGCCCCACUUGGCUAUGCCGCAGCUCCCGCAUUGUGGUAGAGCAGCCAGCGCCCAGCAAGGAUUAACAACUCAUAUAGGUGUAUGUGUGUGUGCUCGCAUCCUCAAUGACUGAUAGCCUUUAAUAAAAAUCGUUCAACUUCGUAUAAA